This is a messenger RNA of Ananas comosus (pineapple), 2295 nucleotides long. RefSeq names its product pentatricopeptide repeat-containing protein At3g42630. NCBI's taxonomy places the organism in Eukaryota, Viridiplantae, Streptophyta, Magnoliopsida, Poales, Bromeliaceae. Gene Ontology annotation, molecular function: protein binding. The record is from RefSeq and is a predicted model, not a curated record. The transcript is spliced from 7 exons. The coding region runs from base 67 to 1350 and encodes 427 amino acids.
CCGGCCUAACUCUUCCAGGUUGUGACAUCUUCGUUCUCCUCUGCGCCUAACCCCUCCUCUCCAAGUAUGGAAACCCUAAUGCUAACCCUAAACCUAACCGCACCGUCUAUUUCUCCCCUCUUCUCUCUUCCUCGAGCGUCCACGUCGCUCCGUUCUAGGGCAUCCUUACUACGCCGAUCCUCAGCUCGGGAGACGGCGGCGAUGAAUUCGUUACGGAGAGAUAAAAGAAUUACCAAUGAGGAACUCGCAGCAUUGAUUCAAGAAUUGGGUCCAAACAACAUGCCCGAAGAUGCUCCGCGACUACUUAUCCAAUUACAAUGUAGAGGGCUUGAACAACCUAAUAAUCCUGCCCUUUCGGUUCUGAUGCUUGUCUACGCAAAGAACGGCUUCCUCCGACAAGCACAGGCCUUGUGGGGUCAACUCAUUAACAGCCCUUAUGUGCCAACGCUCGAGGUCAUUUCGAACCUAAUGGACUCGUAUGCUACGAUGGGUCAGUUUGAUGAAAUUCGAAGAAUUGUAGAGGAAACGGCCUUUCGGGAUUUCGGCUUCUGCCGCGAGGUUUACUCUCUGGCUGUUUCUUGCUUUGGAAAGUCAGGCCAGCUUGAAAUGAUGGAGGAUACUGUAAAGGACAUGGUUUCAAAAGGCUUCAAAGUCGAUUCUCUAACAGGGAAUGCUUUUGUUAAGUACUAUAGCGUAUUCGGCUCAUUAGCGGAGAUGGAGGCCGCGUAUCAGCGGCUAAAGAAAUCAAGAAUUCUGAUAGAGGAGGAAGCGAUUAGGUCGAUGGCUUCAGCUUAUAUAAGUGAGGGGAAGUUCUACAAAUUAGGCGAGUUCUUAAAGGAUGUGGGACUUGGUCGGCGGAAUGUGGGCAAUCUUUUGUGGAACCUGCUUCUUCUCUCUUUCGCUGUCAAUUUCAAAAUGAAGAGCCUACAAAGAGAGUUUCUAAACAUGCUUGAUGCCGGGUUUUCACCCAAUCUAACUACAUUUAAUAUUAGGACUUUGGCAUUUUCAAGGAUGUGCAUGUUUUGGGACCUCCAUCUGAGCAUUGAACACAUGAAGAGUGAACGGAUUGUCCCUGAUCUUGUGACCUUUGGCUGCUUUGUGGAUGCUUACAUGGGGAGAAGGCUCGGGAGGAAUUUGUAUUUUGCUUUGGAGAAGAUGAAUGCGAAAAGUGCUCCAGUAGUUUCGACUGAUCCGAUUGUUUUUGAGGCAUUCGGGAAGGGCGAUUUCCAUGCGAGCUCAGAGGAUCUCAUACAGUCCACACCAAGGCAGGGAAAAUGGACGUAUUCGAAGCUGGUGGAUGUUUACUUGAAGAAACAAUAUAGGAGUAAUCAAAUAUUUUGGAAUUACUGAGGUGCAAGCCAGCAGAGCAGCAGCAUUUGCAGCCAGGCAAAUGCGGUGGCAGCAGUUGGAAGAGUGAUUACUGCAAUUUGGGCAAUUGGAGGAAGGGUAGCAGCAGCAAUUAGAGGCCAGCAGAAGCUCAGUCCCCUCUCCUCUUCUUCUUUUUCCUCUCUGCUCACAGGACUAACAGCCCCAGCAGCAUCAACACAAGGCGUAUCUGCAACAGUAGGUCUCUAAUCUCUACCCCAUCAUCUAUUUUCUUAUCUUUUACUUCUAUUCUACUGGUAUCAACAACAAGAGAAGCAGCUUCAGCUCAGCAUUGGCAUUGGGGACUGCUGCCAACAGCAUCAGCCGCAGCAGCUGGCAGUAUUGCUGCCAGUUCCAGCAGCAGUCAGCCGCGGCAGUAGUGGCAGCAACUCAGGAAUAAAGUGAGGGGGAAAUUGAAAUCUUCAUUGUAAGAUUGGAGUUCAGUGAGAAGAAAAAGGGAUGAGGAAACUCAGCAUACGUCUUUCUCCAAUUGGAAAUUGAGAUUUUGGAGCUGAGCUAAUUCACACCUUCCUUUUUUGCUAAUUUUGAAGCUUGCCCCACCAAUAUUCUGAGGUUCAAAAGAUGUUGGUGGAAGAGUAAUUGCUGAUUGGAGUUGAGAUUGCUAUUCUUUCCUCAUAGUUUUGGACUUAGUUCCACUGAACUUAACAGACUGGACCUCCCUUCCAUAAUCCGAAUUCGACGUGAUCAGGACAAUUCGUGGAUUCGAAUCGUGAGUGCUCGAGGAUUCUGAGUGGUGUCCGUGGAUUCGGACGUGGGGCGUGGACAAUCCGGCAACGUGUGCGAGAUUUGUAGGAGAUAAAAGAGAGGCGAAGCCCAUGUAGUCGGCAGCCACCGCCGUUCGUGGCCUCAAACGCUGCGCAGCCGGGCCAUGUCCCGCAGCGGCAUCCGCAUGGAGAAAGGCUAAUGUAG